Molecule: messenger RNA, 1235 nt
Organism: Phycodurus eques (leafy seadragon)
Lineage: Eukaryota; Metazoa; Chordata; Actinopteri; Syngnathiformes; Syngnathidae
Gene: mdh2
Product: malate dehydrogenase 2, NAD (mitochondrial)
Exons: 1
Coding region: 139-1152 (337 amino acids)
Biological process (GO): malate metabolic process; tricarboxylic acid cycle
Cellular component (GO): mitochondrion; cytoplasm
Molecular function (GO): L-malate dehydrogenase (NAD+) activity
Source: RefSeq, a predicted model, not a curated record
CGAGAUUAUUUGGACCUCGACUGCUACCGUAUGAUCCGUCUCUUCCUGUUCGCUAGCAGCUAGAGGACGUUGGUGUCACAGAGGAGAAGGGCUUCUUGGGUAUUUAUUUUCAGCUAGCGAAAGAAACACUACAGCAACAUGUUUUCACGCGCCGUGAGACCGACGAUCAAACUCGCCAGGAGCUUGUCCACCUCGUCGCAGCAGCACACUAAAGUGGCGGUGCUGGGAGCCUCCGGCGGCAUAGGCCAACCACUGUCUUUGCUGCUCAAGAACAGCCCCCUGGUGAGUCAACUCUCCCUCUAUGAUAUCGCUCACACUCCCGGCGUGGCAGCAGACCUCAGCCACAUCGAGACAAGAGCCCAGGUCAGCGGCUACAUGGGUGCCGACCAGCUCGACGCUGCGCUCCAGGGUUGCGAAGUUGUCGUCAUUCCCGCCGGCGUGCCCAGAAAGCCCGGCAUGACUCGUGACGACCUCUUCAACACCAACGCAACCAUCGUAGCCACCUUGGCCGAUGCCUGUGCUCGCAACUGCCCCGAAGCGAUGAUCUGCAUCAUUGCCAACCCAGUCAACUCCACCAUCCCUAUUACAUCAGAAGUCAUGAAGAAGCACAGCGUAUACAACCCUAACAAGGUGUUUGGUGUCACCACCUUGGACAUUGUCAGAGCCAACGCCUUUGUGGCUGAGCUCAAAGGCCUUGACCCAGCCCGCGUCAGCGUGCCCGUCAUUGGGGGUCACGCAGGGAAGACUAUCAUUCCCCUCAUUUCCCAGUGCACCCCGAAAGUGGAGUUCCCUGCUGACCAGUUGUCCGCCCUGACGGGCAGGAUCCAGGAAGCCGGCACAGAGGUGGUGAAGGCCAAGGCUGGAGCUGGUUCUGCUACCCUCUCCAUGGCGUACGCCGGUGCCCGCUUCACCUUCUCCGUCUUGGAUGCCAUGAAUGGAAAGGAGGGUGUGGUAGAAUGCGCCUUUGUCAGGUCAGAGGAGACAGAGUGCAAGUACUUCUCCACGCCUCUCCUCUUGGGCAAGAAUGGCAUUGAGAAGAACCUCGGGCUCGGCAAGCUGUCCGCCUUCGAGGAGAAGCUGGUGGCCGACGCCAUUGAUGAGCUGAAGGGUUCCAUCAAGAAGGGUGAGGAUUUUGUGGCCAAGAUGAAGUGAACAGAGACAUUAAAGUAGCUGCAACUUGCCACUGUCACUGAUAUUUCCAGUCUUAAAUUAAAAGGCUCUUUGGCAAAACUCCA